Molecule: messenger RNA, 363 nt
Organism: Scaptodrosophila lebanonensis
Lineage: Eukaryota; Metazoa; Arthropoda; Insecta; Diptera; Drosophilidae
Exons: 1
Coding region: 1-363 (120 amino acids)
Source: RefSeq, a predicted model, not a curated record
AUGUCCUCACAAAUGGAGCCAAUAGUCGUGUCAGUCGAAGCACUCGAUGACGACGAAAGUGAAUCUCUCGACUGGGUAGUAGACCCCAGCAAAGCUCUGCAGCCCAAAGACAUCUUCCACGACGUGCAAAAAUUCGUGGUGAAAAUUUACGAGUUUGUGCAGCAUCCAAAAGAUUCGGCCUACAACGGAUUCGCGUAUAGCUUGCAACCCAUUUUUAAGAAGCACAAACAGCACAAUCAACAGAAACAGCAAGCGACUAUCCACAAAGUGAUGCUGGAUCCUUUUGGCAAUUUUUCAUUUACACUUGGAUUCUCAUUAAACUUUCAAGUCAGCAACACCGUUGGCUUUACGAAAACCAGAUGA